Messenger RNA from Closterium sp. Naga37s-1, 675 nucleotides. Lineage: Eukaryota; Viridiplantae; Streptophyta; Zygnematophyceae; Desmidiales; Closteriaceae. The record is from the annotation of a GenBank genome assembly.
AUGCCUCCCAGAGCGAGGCCUGUUAAGCCAGCUAACAAGAUGGUCCCUGAUGGUACUGCUGCUGCUGCUGUUACGCUGAAGACUCCGGUUGCUGGUCCGUCUACUCGUCCCGCAGCAUCUGUCACGGCUGUCCCGUCGAAGUUGUCACGCACUCUGUUUGCGGAGGAGGAUUCUGAGUCGCUGACGUUGUCUGCUAAGCUGGCGGCUUUCCGGAUUGAGCAGGCUACUGGUGGGAAAGCGGACAAAGGCAAGGCGAAGGACGCGGAUUUCAAGGAUGCGGUGUCCGACGCGGAAGAUGAUGCUGCUGGUGACGAGGAUCAGGACGCACCUGACGCUGCACGUCGCGUCAGCUUCAUGGAUGAUGAGGAUGAUGGCCUUCAGGCGCAUGACCCGAAGGAAUGCUUCGAGGAUAAGGCGAAGGAAGAUCUGGCGGCGAAGCUCCGGAUCAUCCUCAAGGAUCCCGCGCUGGUGCUGGUCUCAACGGCAGGGAACAGGGAGGAAUGGGUCUGCCUGCUGGAGUGUUGCGAGAAGGCGAAGGGCUCCUCCUUCGAGCAGGCUGCUCAUCAUGCGCUUUCCCAGCGUCAUCGGGGAGGGCUGGUGAAGCAGGGUGCUGCCACGCGUGUUCUCAAGGACAAGCUGAGCCUCCGUGUGCUGCGCAAGGAGUACGGGAUCUAA